This is a messenger RNA of Candida albicans SC5314, 2586 nucleotides long. RefSeq names its product leucine--tRNA ligase (gene NAM2). NCBI's taxonomy places the organism in Eukaryota, Fungi, Ascomycota, Pichiomycetes, Serinales, Debaryomycetaceae. Gene Ontology annotation, cellular component: mitochondrion. The coding region runs from base 1 to 2586 and encodes 861 amino acids. Gene Ontology annotation, biological process: leucyl-tRNA aminoacylation; mitochondrial translation. The transcript has a single exon. Gene Ontology annotation, molecular function: leucine-tRNA ligase activity; ATP binding; aminoacyl-tRNA deacylase activity. The record is from RefSeq and is a predicted model, not a curated record.
AUGUUCCCAUACCCUUCUGGUGUACUUCAUAUUGGUCAUCUUCGAGUAUAUACCAUCAGCGAUGUAGUGGCACGAUAUAAACGAUCCAAAGGUUUUAAUGUUAUUCAUCCUAUGGGAUGGGAUGCCUUUGGAUUACCUGCAGAAAAUGCUGCUGUAGAAAGAAAUAUCAAUCCUUCAGAAUGGACUGAGACAAAUAUUGCUAAAAUGAAAAAUCAAAUGGAGACUUUUUUAGCCGAUUUCGAUUGGCAACGUGAAGUGAAUACCAGUUCACCAGAAUAUUAUAAAUGGACUCAAAAGAUAUUCUUAAUGUUGUUUGAACGAGGAUUGGCAUAUAGGAAAGCAGCAGAAAUAAACUGGGAUCCUGUUGAUAACACCGUCCUUGCUAAUGAACAAGUAGAUGCUGAAGGAAGAUCAUGGAGAAGUGGAGCCAUUGUUGAAAAACGGAAUUUAGAACAAUGGUUUAUUGGAAUCACUAAAUACGCUAAAGAAUUGAAUCGUGAUUUGAAGAACUUACCUGAUUGGCCCGAAAAAGUUAAAACUAUGCAAAAGAAUUGGAUUGGCGAAUCUAAUGGGGUUGAGAUUAAUAUUCCAGUGAACUUCCCUGGGUUAGAACAUGUAACGGUAUUCACUUCUCGUCCAGAUACAUUAUUUAGUAUGCAAUUUGUAGCAUUGGCAUUGAAUCAUCCCAUCGUGGAAGCAGCAGCAAGGGAAGAUCAAGAAUUAGCAGCAUUUAUUGAAUCUGCCAAAUCAAUCGAUGAUCCAACAUCGAAAGCAGGUUACAUGUUGAAAAAUAUAAAGGCAUCUAUUCCAAUCGAUGUUGAUAACAAUAUUAAGAAAUCAUUUGAUAUACCAGUUUUUACUGCACCAUAUGUGUUAGGGAACUAUGGACAUGGGGCAGUUAUGGGAUGUCCCGGACAUGAUGAAAGAGAUUUUGAUUUUUGGAAAUUGAAUGGUCCAAGGGGUGUACCGGCAAUUCAAAUCAUUACUCCCAAAAAACAAAAUGCAAAAGACGAUUAUCCAUAUACUUUGAAAAAGGGCACAUUAGAGGACUCAUCAGUAUUAACUCAUGGAUUGAAUGAUAUUGGAGAAUAUAAGGGUAAAACAAUUGAAAAAGCGACCCAAAUGAUUACUGACUGUUUAAAGUCCCAUUCAUUAGGUGAUUAUACUACACAAUUUAAAAUCAGAGAUUGGCUUAUCAGUAGACAAAGAUACUGGGGUGCCCCGAUUCCAAUUGUUCAUUGUCACGAUUGUGGACCCGUGGCAGUCCCAGAUAAAGAUUUACCCGUAAUGUUGCCAGGUGUCAAGGGUAAAAAUUUUGGCAAGGGGAACCCAUUAGGGAAUAUUGAAGAAUUUGUCAACUGUAAAUGUCCAUCUUGUGGCAAAGAUGCUAGAAGAGAAACUGAUACAAUGGAUACAUUUAUGGAUUCCUCGUGGUACUUUUUCCGAUACUUGGAUUCAAAGAAUGAAAAUUUACCUAUUGGACCUGAAGCCAGUAAACAAAUGCCAGUAGACUUAUAUGUGGGAGGCGUUGAACAUGCAAUUUUGCAUUUAUUGUAUUCUAGAUUUAUUGCUAAAUUCCUUAGUGAUUGUGGAUUGUGGGAUGGUGAGCCUCAUCACAAGGAACCUUUCAAGAAGUUAGUCACUCAAGGAAUGGUUCAUGGUAAAACAUUUAGUGAUCCUAUAACUGGGAAAUUCUUAAUACCUGACGAACUUGAUUUUACUGAUCCUGCCAAUCCACUUAUCAAAACCACUGGUAAGACACCUGUAGUUACUUUUGAAAAAAUGUCAAAAUCUAAGCAUAAUGGCGCUGAUCCUGGUGAAUUUAUUGAAAGGUAUGGUGCUGAUGUCAUCAGAGCCCAUUUGUUAUUCCUGGCUCCAGUUUCCGACACCCUCAAUUGGCAAGAAGAACAGAUUUCCGGUACAGAUAGAUGGUUGAGACGUGUGAUUCAAUUGGGUGAUUCCAUAACUGAAAUUCCAAAAGAUCAAUUCAAGACUGAAGCUUCAGGUUCACUGCAGACUUUCCAAAAUGUUACCUUAAACAAAGUACACUAUGAUUCUAUUGAAUUCAACAGUCAAGAACUCGAACUUUAUAAUACUAUACAAGGCUACGUUCAAUCUAUUGCUUCCUCUAUUGAAGUUAAGUUUUCACUCAAUACCAUUGUGUCAGAUUUGAUGAAGAUGACAAAUACUAUAAGUGAAGCCAUUAAAACUACCAACACUUACAAUCAAGAUUUGAUUUUCGAUAGCUAUCAAAAAUUAUUGAUUUGUAUGUCUCCAGUUACACCUGCAACUGCUGAAGAAUGUUGGGAAAGAUUUGCCCUUAACCAAGGAAAACCAGCACCAAAAUCCAUAUUCUAUGAAAAAUUUCCAACUGAUGUUCCUAUUGAAUCCAAUUUGACCAUGUAUAAUAUAUUUAUAAAUGGUAAACAUAGAGGAACAAUGGAAGCACCUAAAUCAUUUGCCAAAGAAUCUGAAACUGAAAUCGUGAAACAAAUCUCAGGUGCUGAAAAGUUCAAUGAUCUCAUAACUGGUCCUGUUAAAAAAGUGAUUGCAAAACCUAGUAUGAUAAGUAUAGUCUUUAAAUAG